GAGAGAGAGAGAGAGAGAGAGAGGAGAAGUUGCCCUGAUUCCGUGUCGGAGAGAGAGAGAGAGAUGAGUAAGUGGUUGGGUUUUUCAUUGACACCUCACUUGAGACUUGGCGAAGAAGAAGAAGAACAAGAACACCAAAUUGACGGCGGCGAUGAAUUCUCCGAUCAACCUUUAAAAACUUCCCUUAUGCCUCUCCGAUCCGACGGCUCUCUCUUCUCCUCCGAUCCCACCUCCCGUCCCCUUCAUGCGUGGAGGUAUGAUAUCAAUGUUAAUCUUGUGGGAGCUAACGACGGUGGAACCAAUGAUCAUGUUUCAAAUGUUCAUCAUCAUCAUCAUGAAGAUUUAUUGGGUUGCUGCCUCUCAUCAUCAAAUCCUCAAUCCCAACAAUACCAUAACCAAGCCGAUGCCAAUUGCACCAACAUGUUUAACACAAACCCAAGUGACCUAAUUCUCCAUCAACAAACCCUAGUUACACCGCACCAUUAUCCGAGCGACCCGAGCCCGAGGUUGAGCUACGGACCUUUCGAGACCGCAGGCUCGAUUUCAGGGUCCAAAUCUUGGUUAAGUCAAGGCUCUUCUUCACUACCACUCUUGGAUAUUGCCGCUGAGGAGAGAGGUAAUCCGAGUAUUGAUGAUUUUACUAUUGAAGAGGCUAAUAAUAACAAUGCUAAUGGCUCGAUGUUGUCUCUAACCAUGAGCCGAUAUGGAGAUUCUAAUGAGAUCAAUGGGACGAUUUCGGACAACAUUGGAGAUAAUGUCGAGCCAUUAGUGAUUAAGGGAGAUGAUUCACGUAAGAGAUCGAUCGGUAAAAGUCCGGUUAAAGAAUCGAUUCCUCGGAAAUCCUCUGAUAGUUUCGGACAAAGAACUUCUCAAUAUCGAGGAGUUACUAGGCAUAGAUGGACAGGGAGAUACGAAGCUCAUCUGUGGGACAAUAGCUGUAGGAAAGAAGGACAAACGAGGAAAGGAAGACAAGUUUAUCUUGGUGGGUAUGACAAGGAGGAGAAAGCAGCAAAGGCUUAUGAUUUAGCGGCCUUGAAGUAUUGGGGUCCCACCACCCACUUAAAUUUCCCUGUGAGUAAUUAUGAGAAGGAACUGGAGGAAACGAAAAGCAUGAACAGGCAAGAAUUUGUAGCCAUGCUAAGGAGGAAAAGCAGUGGGUUUUCAAGAGGAGCUUCGGUCUACAGAGGAGUCACGAGGCAUCAUCAGCAUGGAAGAUGGCAAGCUCGAAUCGGCAGAGUCGCUGGAAACAAGGACUUGUACCUCGGCACUUUUAGCACGCAAGAAGAAGCAGCAGAGGCAUACGAUAUAGCGGCGAUCAAAUUCAGGGGCACGAACGCUGUGACGAACUUCGACAUUAGCCGAUACGACGUGAAGAGGAUUUGUUCGAGCUCUACCCUCAUCGCCGGCGACCAGGCCAAACGCUCUCCCACCAACUCCGGCGGCCAUGACCACCGUGAAGCCGCCGGAGACUCGCACCAACAUGAUCAUGAUCAUGACCACCAUCGUCAGGAUCAAGAUCAUGAUCAUCAUGGUGAGACUAUCCCCAUGUUUGCUCUGUGGAACGCGUGAUUCCAUUUUGGCAUUAACCUAUGAUUGUUUCGUUGCAAUUCAAGACGUUUUUAGUCAGUAUGUAGUACAGUAUAAUUUUAUAUUUACGGAGGUAUCAUCAUAUACAUCUGUUAGUAUGACCUUGGGUUAUGUACGUAUUGAUUUUUUGGAUUUCAA
Tarenaya hassleriana is the source of this 1725-nucleotide messenger RNA. Its product is annotated as AP2-like ethylene-responsive transcription factor AIL1. The transcript has 9 exons. The record is from RefSeq and is a predicted model, not a curated record. Bases 64 to 1569 code for a protein of 501 amino acids. NCBI's taxonomy places the organism in Eukaryota, Viridiplantae, Streptophyta, Magnoliopsida, Brassicales, Cleomaceae. Gene Ontology annotation, molecular function: DNA-binding transcription factor activity; DNA binding. Gene Ontology annotation, biological process: regulation of DNA-templated transcription.